This is a messenger RNA of Cuscuta campestris, 1816 nucleotides long. The record is from the annotation of a GenBank genome assembly. NCBI's taxonomy places the organism in Eukaryota, Viridiplantae, Streptophyta, Magnoliopsida, Solanales, Convolvulaceae.
AUAUAUCCCCGGCCGGCCCCCUCAGAUAUAUACAUAUAUAUUUCAUUUAUUAGGAGAAUGAGAAAUAUAGUGUUCAGAGAGGCGGGGAGAGAUGCGUACACGAGUCCGACGGAGAGCCUGAAAUAUGUGUGGGACUGUAUAAGAAUACCGGUUCUGGUGCCCCUUCUGAAACUGGCGAUGUGCGUAUGCAUAACGAUGUCCAUUAUGCUCUUCCUUGAGAGGGUGUAUAUGGCAAUUGUGAUUGCGUGCGUCAAGUUCCUUGGGAAGAAGAGAUACACAAAUUAUAAGCUAGACGCCAUGAAGCAAGACCUUGAGCAGAACAAGAACUACCCUCUUGUUCUCGUCCAGAUUCCCAUGUUCAAUGAAAAGGAGGUUUACAAGCUCUCAAUAGGAGCGGUAUGUGGGCUAACAUGGCCAUCAGAUUGUCUUAUCGUGCAAGUUCUUGAUGACUCCACCAAUGAGGCCCUAAGGAAAUCGGUGGAAGAAGAAUGUGAGAAGUGGAAACGUAGAGGGGUUAACGUGAAGUACGAGACGAGGAACAACCGGAACGGUUACAAGGCCGGUGCUCUCCGGGAAGGCCUCAAAAAGCAUUACGUUGACGACUGUGAGUUCGUUGCCAUCUUCGACGCCGACUUCCAGCCUGAACCCGACUUUCUUUGGAGGACUAUCCCUUAUCUUCUUGAAAACCCUGAGUUGGCUUUGGUCCAGGCUAGAUGGAAAUUCGUAAAUGCAGAUGAAUGUUUCAUGACUCGGCUUCAGGAGAUGUCACUGGACUACCACUUCAGCGUUGAGCAAGAAGUGGGCUCCUCAACCUGCUCAUUCUUCGGAUUCAAUGGGACUGCUGGCGUGUGGAGGAUUCAUGCGUUGAACGAUGCCGGUGGAUGGAAAGACCGCACGACGGUUGAGGACAUGGACCUCGCUGUCAGAGCCAGCCUCAGGGGCUGGAAAUUUCUCUUUAUUGGGGACUUAGAAGUGAAAAAUGAACUCCCAAGCACCUUCAAGGCAUACAGGUUUCAGCAGCACCGUUGGUCGUGCGGUCCCGCUAAUCUCUUCAGGAAGAUGUUCAAAGAGAUCAUCCUUAGUGAGCGCGUGUCUCUGUACAAGAAGUUCCACUUGGUGUACGCGUUCUUCUUCGUGAGGAAGAUAAUCGCGCACUGGGUCACAUUUUUCUUCUACUGCGUGGUGAUGCCGGCGACGAUCAUAAUCCCCGAAGUGCAGCUCACUAAGCCCAUUGCCAUAUACCUUCCUGCCACCAUAACCCUCCUCAAUGCCAUCUGCACCAGGAGGUCCUUCCACCUUCUGUUGCCAUGGAUCCUAUUCGAGAACGUCAUGUCCCUUCACCGCACUAAGGCUGCGAUAAUCGGUCUUCUCGAGGCCAACCGUGUCAACGAAUGGGUUGUCACGGAAAAGCUUGGCAACACUGCCAAGCAGAGGCAAAAUGGCAGAGCACCCAAAAGACCAAGAUCCAGGUGUAUUGACAGGAUCCACCCGCUGGAGCUAACGAUGGGGAUGUACAUGCUGCAUUGUGCAUACAUCGACGUGUAUUACGGGAAGGACCAGUUCUACAUAUAUCUUAUACUGCAAGCAGCCGCUUUCUUCACAGUUGGGUUUAGCCUUGUUGGAACAUCUCCCAGCUAAAUGAUUUCUCAUUUCAAGGGGCCGGGAAUGCAUAUGUAGGGUAAAGAACAGAAGAAAAUAAACAUGUAAUGAAUGACAAUGUUUCGCCCAGAAUGUUUGGAUUUUACAGUGGAUUCUUAUUGUUCCGUUUUGUGUGUUUUUUUUGCUUCCUUAGACGAAAUAAAGCAAGUUUCGUGUG